Cetraspora pellucida is the source of this 975-nucleotide messenger RNA. The record is from the annotation of a GenBank genome assembly. NCBI's taxonomy places the organism in Eukaryota, Fungi, Glomeromycota, Glomeromycetes, Diversisporales, Gigasporaceae.
AUGGGUAAAAUUCAUUCUAAAUCUAGUAGAGUUCAGAACAUACCACAAGAUCAAUAUAAACGAAGUUGUUCGCUAGCUUCGAUUAGUUCAUUGGGUUCUUCGAAUACCACUCUCGCAUAUGAAGAUACGAGUUCGAUUAAAUCAUUGGGUUCUUCAAAAUCUGUUAGAUCAUUAGAUUCUUCGAAUGCUACUAUCGCAUGUACUGGAGAUACUAAAUCCACCAUAUAUAUUGGAGAUAUGCAUAUGUAUGGGAAAAACGAAGCGCAAAGAUAUGACGAGUGUGAUAGAUUGAAUGUUAUUCAUUUUUUGAUAAGAAACUUAUGGGAAAGUAACUUCUCUGCGCCAAUUGAAGGUCUGUUAACACAUAGUCAAGCAAAAUCCGAAUUUCAUGGAAUCGAUAUUCUACCACUUUAUCCCCAAUCUAUUAAACCUAAUAACAUCACAUUCUCCAAAUGUAAUAUUCUUCAGCGACUUCCUUAUGAUGAUAAUGUAUUUGAUUAUGUUCAUAUGAGAUUUAUGGGGUCUUCGCUUACUCUCUCUGCUUGGGAAUAUGUUGUCAACGAACUUGUUCGUGUACUAAAACCAGGUGGAUACGUCGAAAUUUGUGAAUUAGAUUGUUACUGGGUCAACGAAGGUCCAAAAGCGAGAAUGUUAAGAUCUCAAAAACUAAUUGGGCAAUUCAACAUUUGCUUAAUCGCAAGUCCCCUCGCCAGAAGGGCUUUACAAGGAAAUGAUCGAUUAACUGAUUUUCACCAAAUGAAAAAAGAUGUCCCUAUGGGUGGUUGGGGAGGAACAUUAGGCGAUAUAUUCUUGGAAAAUGCAAAAUGGUUUGUGAAAAACUUAGGUAAUGCUGUCGAUUCCCUCGGUAUGAGUAACGAAAGAUAUGAGGCCAUAAUUGAUUCGGCUAUAAAUGAAAUAGAAUUAAAAGGAAAUGUUUUUGAUACGAUUCAUAGAUUUUGGGCAAAGAAAUUGUAG